AUGUCACUAGCCUGCCGCAGGGCUAACACAGAGACAGACAACCAUCCACACCUGUGGGCAACUUAGAACCACCAAUUAACCUAACCCCAGUAAGAGCACGUCUUUGGACCCUCUGCGGAUUUAAUGCUCACUCCUCUGCCAUAUUUUCUGGAAGAAAAGCACAACAACAUUCUAGGUGUGGCCGACUGCAACUGACCACAGAGCAGAACUGCUGUGUGUGUGUGUGUGUGUCGCACACAUCCAGCUGUCCUAACGAGCUCCACAUGUUUCCACAGAGGAUCCAGCAGCCGCACUGAAACCUGCUCAGGUGUGUCAUGAAGCUUUCUGUGAGCCUGAAUCAUCCAGCAGACUGUGCUGCAUGCUGAGCCACAGACUGACCUGAGAUCAGUCUGAAACUGCUCUCCUCAUGUUCACACAUGGAUCCAGAUCCAGGUCCUGAUCCAGAUGUGACCGUGGUCCUCCUGGGGAACUGUGGAGUGGGUAAAAGUGCUUCAGGAAAUACCAUUUUAGGUCGAGUGGCGUUUGAGUCGAAGACGUCCUUUAAGGCUGGAGAGACCGAGAUCAGAGAGGAGACAGGACAAGUGUUUAGGAAACGGAUCCGAGUCAUUGACACUCCCGGAAUACUGGGAUCAGAGGGGCCAAUCGGGAGCUGCUGUCGGGACGUCCUCAGUUCCUCCGGCUCUCAUCUGUUCCUGCUGGUGGUUAAAACAGAUCGAUUCACCGCCGAGCAGGAACGGGGAGUGGAGGCGGCACUCGGAGCGGUCGGAGAGCAGGGCUUCAGCCGCUGUUUCCUGCUCUUCACAGGUGGAGACGCCUUGAAGAACACGUCUGUGUACGACUUCAUCUACCAGGACUUGCAGAGCCCACUUCCAGGUGUGGUCAGGAGGUUCUCAGGGAGGUUUCACCUGUUUAACAACGAAGACGGAGGAAGAGAGCAAGUCCGAGAGCUGCUGCUGAAGGCGGGACUCCUUCAUGAGUCACCAGCUGUUUGUGUGGGGUCAGAGGCCAGGAGGGUUCUUCUGAUUGGUCCUCUUGGAGGUGGGAAAAGUUCUUCAGGAAACAGCGUGCUGGGCUGCCGUCACUUUGAGGUGGACUCUGACUUCCACAGAAAUGGGAAAGGACAUGCGUGCGGAAGUGCGGAGGUGGAGGGGAGGCGGAUAUCUGUGGUGGACUCUGCGGGACUCUCGGGCGAAGGUCUGACCCGGGAGCGGCUGUUUCAUGAGAUUGGGAGUGUGAUGCAGCUCUGCGAGCCGGGGCCUCACGUCUUUAUGGUGGUGGUGAAGAUCGGUCGGCUGUCGGCGGCAGACUCGCGGCUGCUCACCUUGCUGACUCGGCUGUUUGAGGGCGACGCGUCCCGACAUGCCGCCGUGCUGUUCACUCAUGAAGAUGCUCUGGGAGACCAGAGUCUGCAGGACAAGAUUGGGUCCAGCCGCUGUGUGUCGGAGCUGGUGUCCCGCUGCAGAGGGAGAAUCUGUGUGUUGGACAAUACUCGUAAAGGAGAGCAGGUGCAGGUGGCGCGCUUCCUCCGUCUCAUAGACAACAUCAUCAGAGAAAACGAGGGACGCCACUGCAGCUGGGAUUUGCUGAGGUCACAUGACCCAGAGGACAUGUCUCAGCCUCUGACAGCAGACAGUUCUUGUGUGAACGGUGUCGCAGACUGUGCGCUAGCUGCAAGGCUUCCUCCUUCUUUGCUGAGUGUGUUCUGGUGUUUCCUUUCUCUCAGUGCGCUCUUUGCAAGGCAUUAUUUUCACUGGACUUAAAGGGGCAGAGCCACAGUGGCUUCCUGUUAAUCAGUGCACCUGUUCAGGUGUUAUUCAUAAACUCUGGUGUAGGUGAAUCGGUUCUGGGCUGACCCACUGAGAUUGACUUUAGGUGAUUUUCAGACUUAAAAUGUUGCUUGACAUCAUUUAAUGACUGAAUCUCAGUCCACUGUCAGAGGCUGUAAGAAGAUCAUUUGUAACCUUCACUAAUGCUGUUUCUGUACUGUGAUGAAUUCUGAAACCUGACUGAAACUCUUCAAAUAAACCGUUCCUCUGCAGAUGAUCA
Messenger RNA from Archocentrus centrarchus (flier cichlid), 2046 nucleotides. Its product is annotated as GTPase IMAP family member 8-like. Gene Ontology annotation, molecular function: GTP binding. The record is from RefSeq and is a predicted model, not a curated record. Lineage: Eukaryota; Metazoa; Chordata; Actinopteri; Cichliformes; Cichlidae. Bases 417 to 1760 code for a protein of 447 amino acids. The transcript has 3 exons.